Messenger RNA from Caretta caretta (loggerhead turtle), 1219 nucleotides. RefSeq lists its product as uncharacterized. The record is from RefSeq and is a predicted model, not a curated record. Lineage: Eukaryota; Metazoa; Chordata; Testudines; Cheloniidae.
CUGACUUGACGUACGCUAGUCCUGCAGGUAGCAUCGUAGCUCCCCCCACCCCGGGUCUGGAUCCCAUAGACCGGCGAGAUAGAGGAUCCCAGGACAAAGGAGAGAAAACAGUGACAGAGAGUGAGAGAGGAGAGAAUCUCAGACAAAGAUGAUAAUUAUCUCCACGCUGGUGGGCCUGCUGCAACCGGUGCUGUCGGCGCUGUCGGGGGCUGUGCAAUGGCAGGGCCUGGAGCACUGGUUCUUCCUGCUGGGCCUGCGCCUGCUGGCCAUGUACUUCGCCAGUGCGCCGUGGGAGAGCGCGCAGCAGGAUAUAGCGUGUGCCUGGAGUCCCGGCCAGGAUGCGGAGACCCGGCGCUUCUGCACCUCGGUCUGCUACAACCGCCACUUCCUGGACCCCAUCAGGCCCACCUGGGGCUUCUCCUUCCUCAUCGCCCUGCUCCCCAUUACCAUUCUCAGAAUGCUGUACCCCAAAGACGAUCCUCACAGCAAGGGGGGGCAGGAGAUUGCGGCGUCGGCCACAUGCAACAGAGCCACCGAACACAAGUUGGUGGCAGAAUCCUACAUGACUGCCAGACCCAAGAGGGGAGGGCAAUCCAACAUGGCCGCUAAAUCCAACAUGGCUGCCAUGGUCCAGCCGAUGGGAGACUCCAACAUGGCCACCAACCCCAAGCUGGUUGGUGUGAACAAUGUGGCUGCCAGAGCCAACACAGUUGGGGUCAGUGGUGUGACCGGCUCCCCGGCAGGACCCGACAUGGCCGCCCAGCCGCUCUGGCAUGCUGGAGUCUUCACCAUGUGCAUCGCUUCACUGCUGGCUACCGAGAUUGGCUUCCUGUGGGCCUUGCUUGCCCAGCAGUUGCCCACAGCAUCAGGAGUUUCCUUCCACUGCUUCCCCAGCACCCUGGCCUGCCCCAGUAUCCUCGAGUGCGCCGUGAGGGGCCAGGCCGACAAGCACAUGGCUCUGGUCAUCUUGGCCCUCACGGCCUGUGUCAGCAUCCUGAUCUGCCUGACCUAUGGAGGCAUGUGGCUAGGCAGGGCCACCUGUUGCCAUGGGAAAGAGGAGAGGGAGCGGGCCCCAAAGGUGGCACACAUGAGGGAGGGAAGCAUGUGCUGUGAUGGGUGGGAAGAACAGGAGAUGGAGGAAGGCAGGGUGCUGAGGGGGGACUGGGAGAGUGGGGAAUGGGAUGCCAGGAUGGGGAUGAAUGGGGAACGGAAGGGCUAG